Messenger RNA from Bathycoccus prasinos, 4131 nucleotides. RefSeq names its product Na+/H+ antiporter. Gene Ontology annotation, cellular component: membrane. Gene Ontology annotation, molecular function: sodium:proton antiporter activity. The coding region runs from base 1 to 4131 and encodes 1376 amino acids. Gene Ontology annotation, biological process: proton transmembrane transport. The transcript has a single exon. The record is from RefSeq and is a predicted model, not a curated record. Lineage: Eukaryota; Viridiplantae; Chlorophyta; Mamiellophyceae; Mamiellales; Bathycoccaceae.
AUGGGCGUAUUGAACGACCAAUUCGAUUUGUCCGGCGUCGGCAACUCCUUGGACGCGUUCGUGCACAUAAACCCGCACCUUUUGCUGGCGGUUUUCUUACCGGCGCUGAUAUUCGAGUCCAGUUUUUCCAUGGAGUGGCACACCUUGUCGAAAGUUUUGACGAAGAUUUUGAUCUUAGCAGGGCCGGGGGUGUUGAUAAACAUGGCGCUUACGGCGACGGUUUUGCACGCGUUUCCGUUCGAUUGGGAUUGGAACUUUUCGAUGAUGGUUGGAUCGAUUUUAGCGGCGACGGAUCCGGUGGCGGUGGUGUCGAUUUUGAAAGAGGUAGGCGCGUCGAAGAUUUUAGGGCACGUGAUUGAAGGCGAGUCGCUGGUGAACGAUGGUACCGCUAUCGUCGUGUUCACGUUGUUUUUUGAGAUUAGUAAAGGCGAACACAAGACUUCGUUGGAUGUGUUUUUGAUGUUCUUGACGCAACCGCUUGGCGCUUUGCUCGUUGGCGUCGUCGCCGGACAGUUGGUUAUUUUUUGGCUCAAGUCGAUAUUCAGAGACCAUUUGGUACAAAUUACUUUGACGCUGUUCGCGUGUUACUUGACGUUUAUGGUUGCCGAGAGCGUUUUUCACGUCUCGGGCGUGUUGGCGUGCGUGAGCAUGGGAUUUUACAUCAGCGCGAAAGGUCGCGUUUUUUUCGUCGGGAACAUCGAACAUACCAUGCACCACUUUUGGGAAGUGUUGACGUAUUGCGCAAACACGUUGGUGUUCGUUUUGACCGGGUUUAUUAUCGCGUCGGAGGUUAUGAACGACGAGUUGGAGUUGAAAUUCUCCGACGCAGGCUGGGGCGUUUUGUUGUACGUGUUUUUAAAUCUCAUUCGAUUCGUGACUAUCUCCAUCUUAUGGAUUCCCAUGAAAUGGAAAACCGGGUAUCAAAUGAGUCGAUCAGAAGGGUUCAUAUGCGUUUGGGGCGGUUUGAGAGGCGCGAUUGGUUUAGCGCUAGGUUUGGUCGUCUUGGAAGAAGACGUCGCGUUCACCGCUCGAGAUCGAGGGUUGGUUUUAAUUUUAGUUUCCUCCGCGGUCGUCGGAACGUUGCUGUUGAACGCGUCGACGAGCGCGUUGAUGUUGCGUUUGAGCGGGCUAUUGAAAGCGGAAAAAUCGCAAGCGUCUGCGUUAACUGCCGCGCGAAGAGCUAUUCACGAACGCGCGAUGGAACACUACGAACAAACGCUCGGUCAAACCGGCGCGCAAUACGUCGGCGCGCCGGAUUUCACCGCAGUCAAACAACUCAUUCCCGCGUUGCGAGUCGUCGACGACCCGCAAAUGGACGAAACAGAGAUGGAGGCGGUGAAAAUUAUCGAACAAGACGCUUUUAUGCGCGAACAGAAUAAAAAUUUGUUGGUCCAGGAAAUUCGUCGUCGAUUUCUCCACGGCGUCCGAUCGGAAGCGUGGAAAAUUUUGGAGGAAGAUUUGUGCGACGCGGUCGUGUGCAGUCACAUCAUGGAAGCCGGUGAAUUCGCGGAAGACGAACCACCUGGGACGUCUUUGACGGAUUUAGACCAUCUCUUGAGAAUGUUGGAACCGAAAGCUUGGAGGAAAAAAUUGAGCGCGAUUAUGGAAUCUAACCAAAUCGGAAAGAAAAUCUUGCAAGGUUUACGCAAAUUAGGCAUCAUCGAGGAACCGUGGAUGGUCGUGAGACGACGAAUGCAAGCGUUAAACGCGUUUUGCGCGGUGCACGAGAGAACGUCCGCGCGAUUUGAACGGCUUUUGUUGGAUUCCAAAGAGAAAGAUGAGGAAGAAGAGGAUGGCGGCGAAGGUACGAGGGCGCACCAUAAAGACGUUAGCGGCGGAGGCGACGAACCCGAUUCCGAUCAUUACUUGACGCAAAGCUCCAUUCAUUCGUUGAAUCAGUUAACGUCUAACUCGCUGACCUCGCCCGCCGGCAGGCGCAAAGGCGGCGACCAAAGGAAAGUCGGCGGCGGCGCAAACAAAGCUUCCGCUACUGGAACAAAUACGCACCGAGGGCCUUCGCGUCGCAGGGUGGACGCCGUCCAACAGUUGGAAGCGGAAACGACCGGAUCGUCUUCCGCAGCCGUUCAAGAACACUUACGCAUCGUGCUCAAAGAAUCCAACGAAGAGUGUGAAAAGGCGAAGGAGUUGUUGAAGAAGAUGCAACAUUCGCACAAUCACGUGGCGAGAGCUUUACGAUCGGAAGAUUUAGCCAGAGAAACGUUGGAAGUCGUCUCGCACGAGAUUGCUCGAUUGACUCGUACGGGUUUGUUGAAACAAGGUGAGGCGGCUAUUUUGUCUAGCGAGCACGCGCAAGUGUUGCGAAAAUUGCUCUCCCAACCGUUGCGACCAUCGAAAACCUCUCCCGGACGCAUUUUAUCCGCCACACCAAUUAUGGACCCAACUGUUAGAUCAGGCGUGACGUCUCGAACCUUGCGCACUCGCAUCGCUCGAGAAGCUGACGUCAUAGAAUACUCCAUCGGCGACGUCGUCGUCGACCCUUCGAAACCGCUGCCAGAGGAAGGUAUUUUGCUCAUAGGCAACGGCGUUUUAGAGAUCAGGACAAUCAACGACGUUCCAGGAGACGAACCGUUAGUGAUUGGGUGUAAAUCGCAUCGAGCAGCGUGGGCGAUAACCGCCUACGAGGAAAUGUGUCGAGAUUCGCGAACUGGGACGUUUAUUCACCGCUCGGGGAUUCAAGCGAUUGCCAAGGCGAAAAUGUUUGGCUUCAUCGUCCCGAGAGCGUUGGCGGAAACCAUUUUUUCGGACGAAAAAGAACGCGAGUGUUUGGAUUCGUACCGAAGAGCCGCGGUAGCGUUGCUCGCGGAAUCGUCGUUGAGACGCGCGGUGAGCGCGGUCGUAUCGCGAACGUCCUGGAUUGAAGGUGGUUUGAGAAAGUUUUCGCCGCACAGAUUCGCGGCGAGAGGAAAAUUUGAAAAAGUAGGCGGCUCGCAAGAGAGCGCCGCCUCGUCGACGACGACUGAAUUUCGAUGCGACGAUCCUUCGAAAAUCAUUGUUUUAAUCAGCGGGAUGGCUCGCGUCGAAGGCGUAGGUAUUGUUAUCGCGCCAGCGAUUCUAGAUUCGAGAUGCGUAGGUAUUCGAGGAGGGACGUGCGGGAAAUCCUCGGCGGAACAGGACUUCGGCUCUGGUACCGAAGGAGGAGGAGGAGGAGGCUCGAAUUCGGAAUACAGAUUGGGACAUUCGAUGCCCGGUGUCGCUUCUUCUUCCGGCGGUAUGGGUGCGAGAAAGAACUCGUUAGCGAACAUAUUCGGUUUAGGCUCGAAACAGCCUACGCCGUUGGAACCGACUCCAGACGCGCCGAAAUCGCAGCUUUCCGGAUUAACCGCCGCUUCUUCUCGAUCGGCGUCCAUGGAACUCACCAGAACAAACUCGAUGAGUGGCGGCGGUGGCGAAGAGGGUAGCGUGAGAGAUGGCGGCGGCGUGGACGAGUACGCAUCUCGUCGAGAACGUAUAUCCGGAAGAGAUGCGCCCAUUAGCGGCAACGCCUUCACGGGCAAAUGGACGCCUUUAGGGCAAGUGAAGCUCUUCGUCGUCAGUUGUGGAAAGUUGGUCAAGAUGAACAAAAGUGGUGAUGACGAAGAAACAAAAAGCUCUCCGAACAACAACGUCAACAACAAAAACAAAGCGUUUAUGCACCAGAGAACGAUGGAAAAACUCAAAUCGGGUUCGAGCACGCUGCACGCCCUCUUUAGCGAGGUCUCUUCCUCGAAGAAACCUCCGCAACACGGUGAUCAAGGUCUAUCCGGCCUCGCGCAUUCCGCGAGUGAAGCGUUGCAAAAGAGCGACGGAGAUGGAGACGGAGACGACAGCGAACGGGAAGCGCCGCCGGCGCACAUCACCAUGGGUAAAGAAGAAAAUACCAGCGAUGAUCAUCCGUCCUCGUCGUUCGAUAAAAUGAAAGAUCGAAGAAAAAGCCUCGGCGAUAAUCCAACUUCUCGGAAAUCGCACGACGGCACCUCGAAUAGUGGACCCGGAAGUAUAAGCAUGGUUCAUUCGCGAAGCGUCGAAGGUAUAGAUUCUGCUGUUGGUCAAGGUGUUUCAAACUUUAGCGAUGACGAAGAUGAUGCCGGAGAAGACCAGCAUCCGCUCACGCAGCAUACCACGCGCUUUUGA